This is a messenger RNA of Cladocopium goreaui, 3405 nucleotides long. The record is from the annotation of a GenBank genome assembly. NCBI's taxonomy places the organism in Eukaryota, Dinophyceae, Suessiales, Symbiodiniaceae.
UUCAUUCGACUCGAUUCGUCCACUUGCUUUACCCGCUGUGGCAAUGAAGGAGGCGGCUGAUGCUUUCUGAUGUUCGCCUUGGUGAGGAAGUGGGCCUCACAUUUGAUCCACAAACAUGGCCAGAAGUUCGUCAAGGAAGUCCCUGAGGAACUGCUCCAGUUUUCACUCUCCAGUUGCUCAGUGGAGCUACCGAGGCUGGACCUUCAGGAGAGACUCUUCGAGAAUUUGGACGUGCUCUUACCCUUUGAGGUGUCUUCGGCCUACCUGGAAGAUGUGGCCGUCUUUUUGCGCUGGCGAGGAUCCUCCUGUACCAUUGCGGUGGAGGCACGACUCUUGGUGGUGCGGGGAAGGAUGCGAGCCUUCCAGGAUUGGGAGAAUGUCUUGCGCUCGCAUGCACCGGAGCUCCAAAGCAGAGAAGCUGCCCAAAGUUUCAAGGCAGCUGCGCUGAAAGCACAUGAAGAGGAGAUCUUGGAUUUGGCGCGACGUUUAUUGGGAACGGCUGUGCUUGAUCAAAGUGGUUCCUUGCCAGAUGUGGAAUUCAAGCUUGGAGGUGACCCUUCGCUGAGGGACGGGGACUGGGGCUUUCAGCUACUCCUCGAAGAGGACAGCGGCCAGAUCAGUCUGACGGGAAGUGGUUUCGAGAUUUGCGACGGAGUCAACCUCAACGAGAUUUUGAAUGAUAGCCAGGCCUGGCGCCUGGAUUUUCGCCUCAAAGGCUUGAUGGCCUCGUGUAAAGUGGACGAGCGCAGCACUCCCUGCAUCGGUCCCUGUGAAGAGUUGGGUUUGGAGUUCACCUUUGCGCAAACCCGCCAGGUGAAAUCACACGUGGAGCUGCCCAAAUGGCCAAAGCGAAGCAUGACUCAAGCCUUUGAGGAGAUGGAUGAGCUGCCCAGAGUGAGCCUGGCCGUGUGCUCCACGUCAUGCCCGGUGCGCGCCAGUCUGUCGCAAGUGGCCUUCUUCACCUCCCACGGCCUCAGUUGGGGGAGGUGGUUUGCCUUCCGAGAGGCGCUGGCGGUAAGUCUCUGCCAGCCAGAGCAGGGCGAGGAGGGCCAGGCGGAGGAAGGUUCCCAUGUGAUUCCGCAGAGCAGUUCCAGCUCCAGCACAGGGGCUGGUUCUCGGUACCAGCGGAAAUGGCUUCUUCGGCUGGCGCGGAUGUUAGAUGCUUCCUCUGUCCAAGCUAACCCCGAGAUGGGCCAGGUCGAGGUCCUCUCGCAGGACCCCUAUGUGGCCAGCAUCGAAGAGAACCAACCCCUGCGGCAGACCCUGCGGGAGAGGCGCUUGGCAUUGCUGAAGCCCAGUGGUGUGGAUGAGGAGAACCGUGGCCUGGUGAUCGCAUCUCAACGGUGUAUGUGUUCCGAGACCCGCACCUCCUACGACAUGCUGCUGACCGACCCGACGGCGCGUCACACUUUCACUCUCAUGGUGAACCUCACCUGCAGCGAAGUGGAGCUGCUGAGCGACUCCUCUUCCCUGGCGGUGUUACCCAUCUCUGUGAACUCCAGUAUUGUGGUGGACUUGGGUGUCCAUGAUGCUCUGGAUUUGAAGCCUUUGUCCCUCCGCCUUCUCCUCUCCGACGUGGAGCUGCGGCGCCGCGCCAUCUCCAGCAUCGCGGUGUCGCGGGAGUCGCGCGAGCAGCGCGACUCGACGCUGUCGCAGCGCAGCAGCGCCUCUGAGGGCGCCUCCAGCAGCCUGGGCAGCAACUCCGUGGGCGCCUGGAACCGGUUGGGGCUCGGAGGCUUCAGCAAGCCGCCCUUGUUGCGGGUGGUGGGGCUGACCACUAUGACGAUGGACUUGACUGAGCCGGAUGAUGCCGAGCUUGCUGAGAUUCGGUCGCCCAGGUGGUACCUGGACGUUGGAGGCCUCCUCCAGGCCUGCAUCUCCUACCCGCUGCUCCUGGAUGUCCUGGAACUGGUCGGACAGCUGCAGGAGGAGCUAUUGGAGGUGACCUCUGAGGAGGAGGAGAUCCUGCUGCGUCAGGACUCGGAGCCACACAGGCCUCGGCGUAGCUCCCUGAUGUACAUGCCCGUGAGCUUGGAAGAAGGUUGGGAGGAGGAGGUGGAUAACUCGGCUUUGGUAGAGAUCCUGGCUGCCAUCCGCCGCACCAGCCCUGAGCUCACCAGCCCCAGCAGCUGCAGCACGGAUCUGCGCAUGAGCGCUGUGAGCGCACCCUUGACCGUGCUGGUGCCCUGCGCCAGGACCAUCGAUGGAGCCGAGGACCGCGUGCUCGGCGCCACCUUGGAAGGCCUCUUAGUGAUGCAAUUGCGCUUGCAAUGCGAGCCCACCGAGAAUCCGCUGAAAGAGGAGGAGGUGUCAUCUUCCAACGGCAUGAGGACGCACGCCGAGAGCCACGCCGUGUCUUCCCAGCGCUUUUGCGCGCGGCAAAUUUCUGCCUGGCUGCUGCCGGAAGACCCCGCGCGGCACCUGCUCAAGACCAGCUUCGCCGACGUGGAUCUGACGCAGCACCGGGGCCGGCCGCUGCUGCUGUCGUGCGACAAGGUGUCGGGGCGCAUUUCGCAGGAGAAGGAACUUCACUUGUCAUUCAACCUCUCGGAGCUCAUUUUCCACGUGAGCAGCAGCGACGCCGUGCUGCUCUCGCUGCUGUUGGGCUCGCUGGGCAGCGCCAGCGGCCGAGCGGCCGAGGAGGAGCCGCCGGAGGCGCCGCGGCGGACGACGCUGGACGUGGUGGCCGCGGGGGUGUCGCUGCGACUGCUGCAUGCCAGUGCCAAGAGAGAGGCGUCUUUGAAGGUCCUGGCGAGAUUGGACAUUGGAGUGCAGGAAAUUCACAUGGUGAGUGAAGAAAAGGUGGAACUCUUGUUGUACAGCUUACAGCAUGUGUUGCUCUCGGACUACAAACAAGAGGUGACCCUCGUGAGAUUCUUCGGGGAGGAAAGUCAACAGUGCGCCAAACUCCGCUUGGGCAGCGGUGCAGGGCAUGCCCGAGAAGCUUCGGUGCUGUUGGGACAUUUGCAGAUCUUGGCACACUGGAAUCUCUGCAGCUCCCUGUUGGUGUCCCUGGUGCUUAUGAAGAGCGCCGUGGCGGGAGCGCAGGGCCGCCAGAUGGCCAGUUCCGCCUCGUCGUCGAGCCCAUCCUCUGGAAAUUCGCAGGGCGGAGCCAAAAAGAUGGUGCUGCGGGGUCGCUGGCAGCAGAUCAUGUUCUACGUGCCAACCUUUGGAGAAGGACUGGAGGAAAAGGGUGGCCUUUUACUGAGUUGCGGCCUACAGAUAGCUGGAGGUCCUGUGCAGAAAGGAUACUGGAAGGGCAAAGCACAGGUGUCACAGCUGUCGCUCAUGGCUGUGGAUUCCAUGGAAGCCACAGCAGCCAGGAGAGGGUGGGACUCUGACCGGUGAUUCCAGGUGAAAGUCUUGGGAUUUCACCAAACUUGGGGUGCAACCACUGGAGAUAAA